AUGGCCUUGCAGAACCGUGACCUGGCCACUGCCAGUACCACCCCUGCAGCCUGUAAAGGGGCAGAGCAGUCCAUGGGCAAGAGGUUACAGCAGGAAUUGAUGACCCUAAUGGUGUCUGGAGACAAAGGAAUUUCUGCCUUCCCAGUGUCAGACAAUCUCUUCAAGUGGUUUGGGACCAUCCAUGGGGCAGCUGGGACAGUAUGUGAAGACCUAAGGUACAAGCUGUCCCUGGAAUUACUCAGUGCUUACCCAUAUAAUGCUCCCACUGACAAGCGGUCAGCUCUGUAUGAUGUCAGGACCAUCCUGUUAUCUAUCCAGAGCCUGCUGGGAGAACCCAACAUUGACAGCACAUUGAACACACAUGCUGCUGAACUUUGGACAAAUUCCACAGUCUUUAAAAAGUACCUGCUGGAAACCUACAUGAAGCAGGUGACUAGCCAAGAGCCUUGA
Vombatus ursinus (common wombat) is the source of this 450-nucleotide messenger RNA. RefSeq names its product ubiquitin-conjugating enzyme E2 C-like. The coding region runs from base 1 to 450 and encodes 149 amino acids. NCBI's taxonomy places the organism in Eukaryota, Metazoa, Chordata, Mammalia, Diprotodontia, Vombatidae. The transcript is spliced from 2 exons. The record is from RefSeq and is a predicted model, not a curated record.